AUGGCCGAACCACAGUCUCCGUUGCGGAGCGAUGCCACAAAGACUCCAACCAAACCUCGAAGCAAUCCAAGACCGUCCUUCAAGGUUGGCGGCUACUCGCAGCGAGAUAUUCAAACUCCACCUUCUCAUGCUGCACAACCCAGAGCCAACUUUGAGAAAACCAUCAGCUUUAGUGGAAGACGUAUGAUUCACACCCCAAUUCCUUCCACUAAAACGGCGAGUCCACAGCCUCCCAACAUUAAUCCCUCUGAACCACCACCGCAGUCGUCAGAUGCCCCCCUUUUCGUCCACCAGACUCCAGCAGAUAUCUUAAAUGCUGAGGUGAUCCCACCAAGCAAGAAACGCAAAUGUGAACAGAAGCGAGCCGUUGCUCGCUCCACGAAAAAGAGAACAACAACCGUUCUCAGACCGAGUCGGCCCCUUAAGAUAUCAGACCAAGUGAAUGGUGACGUUUGGCAUCUCAUUCUCGGUUACUGCGAGCCCAAACAACUUCUCGAGGCCAAGUUGAUCAGCAAAGACUUCAACACUCGCCUCAAUAAACACAGCACGAUUUGGAGAAAGAGCAGACUAGACCACUUUGGAAAAGAUAUUCCCGAGUGCCCAACGGGCUUGACCGAGCAGCAAUAUGUCUAUCUCCUUGUUGGUCGUGGAUGUCAAAAUCCCAAUUGCCCACGCGAUCAGACCGUGAGAGUCGCAUGGGUCUUUCAGCUGCGCCUCUGCGCCGAUUGUUUCAAGCAAAAAACCAUCAGGGUCGAAGAUCUCCUCGAGCAUCGUCGGCACUUCAUCAACCCGGACCCGAACCAGCCAGCGGACCCCUCGCCUCUUUGGGGAAGCUUGCUAUCGGACCUGCUUCCGCAAGCUAGAACUGACGGUCGACGUUAUGGUGGCCCGCGCGUCGUUGAUGUGUCUAGAAACAUGUGGACCCAAGACGUCUGGCGCCAGUAUGUGUUUCUUGAAUCCGCCUAUACGAAGCUCGAAACCGAGUACCUCGCUCUACGGCAAACGAAUCCUACAAACACCGUGGUCAAAGAAUGGCUAGAGAGAACUUAUGAAAAAGUCAUGGCAUUCAUGAAGGAAGCAGCCGAACUUGAGAAGUGGAAUGCAACGCAAUCCCAGGACAAACCAGAUUACUAUCAAAUUCGCGGCGACUUUUUCGAAGAACGUGCUGCUGCAUUGAAUCCGCCUAUUGAGCACGAUGUUCUAUGGAAUAUGGCUGCAUUCCGUAAUUUCCUUAAGAUCCAGUCACCUCCAACAGAGAGGUCGUGGGCGAGGCUACAGUCACAAAUUCUUCCAUACAGACAGCAAGCCGAGCAGGUUCUCGAAUACAAAGAAAUGAUGGACGACGCUCCUUUGAGCUACGAGGACGUAGAUGGGCCUUCUCGCGACACAUUGAGAUUGUGGAUGGACUUGAAACGCCAUCGCCAAGUACGGAAGAGGGUCCCUUGCUACUUCCAACCAGAGCAGAGCUUUGUUCUUCGUUUGGCCCAGAAGGAACUGCAGCGGUGCCUGGACUCUGGAAUUGCCGAUGAGGAUCUCCUGCUUCUAACUCUACAUAAUGUCUACGUCGCGUACCAGCAGCUUGAACACCGGCCCAUUGGACUCAAUUAUGACGGAACCAGAGGACCUUACCAGCUCAGCCUGGACGAUGCUCGCAUGAUUGUCGAAGAUGUCAUCGAGGCCAAGAUUGAUCCCACAUCACAACGAGGCUCGAUGGUGUUUUCCCAGCUCCGUUGCCGAGGAUGCCGCCGAAGAGACUUCACCAAAACAUGGUCGUUUACUGAUGCGUUCGAACAUAUCCUCAAUACGCACGCAAUGCUGGUUGGUGAGGGGAUUGAGUUCUGGAGGUUCGCAGUACCCUUUAUCCGUGAGCAAGCAGAUUGGAGGCCAACACCUGACGAAGUCAACGCGGCCAAAUCUAUUGAUCGCUUCCCCUGGUAUUCACUGCCCUGGCCCGAAUGCCUGCCUCUGGUUCCAGUGCACCGGGAACCCUGGAAACUUGACAAGUGGCAGCCAUCAACAUCAGAGACCUACAUUGAGCUUGAGAAACCGCCAACUAUCUCGGCAUUUCAAGGACGCGCACCGGCGUCUAAUUCAUUCGCCAAGACCGAUUUCGUUGGGAACAUUCGCUUCGCUGCACAAGUGCUCAAUGGUGCACGGCUGAAUGACGAGUGUCAGAUGAAAAUUGCUUUGACCUAUGCUAUGGAGCGUUGGAAACUCAUUUUAUGGACCAAACCGCCACUGGAUUUGUUCUCCUCAAGCAUGGCGGCUAUUCAAGAAGUCAAUCCAACAAUCAGCCUACAAUUCCGCUGCGGUAUCUGUGUCAAAGAGGGCGUCGUCAAUCAGAACGCUCGACAGGUCAAAUACCGCAUUGCGGCUGAUGAUCUCCUGGCACACUGGCGGACCAAGCAUCAAGAUCAACUCGACUGGACCGAGGCUAUCAAUCUGCCGUCCGACAACGAAGUCGAGAGGAUACUGGAUAAGGCGGACACGAAAUUGCAACAGGAGAAAGAUGCCGCUCACCAGAGGAAAGCGAGAAUGGAUGAGGACAUUCGGAAACGACCAAAGCUGAAGAAUAAUGUGGUCAUUAAUUCUCGCCUGGCUAGAGACGUGUUCGAUGAGCUCUUUCCGCGUACCGGUUAG
Exophiala spinifera is the source of this 2640-nucleotide messenger RNA. RefSeq lists its product as uncharacterized. The coding region runs from base 1 to 2640 and encodes 879 amino acids. Lineage: Eukaryota; Fungi; Ascomycota; Eurotiomycetes; Chaetothyriales; Herpotrichiellaceae. The record is from RefSeq and is a predicted model, not a curated record. The transcript has 3 exons.